UUGCCCCCUCCUCUCCCUUUCCGCCACGGAGAUUCUUGCCUCCGCCUCUCUUCUCCGGUCCACACCCGCGGAGGCGCCGCGCAGGCCACGGGAGAGGAGGGGAGGUGGCACCUGUUCCUGUUGGGCUUCUUGUCCUCUCCAGCUCCCCUUUCGCCGUCGCGAUAGAAUAAUAUCGUCGAUUGAACCAGUAAAACUAAUAUCUUUGCUAGUAUUCACCGUGCGUGUUCCACGCCCCAGCCAGCGCCCUCCUUAGUGCCCGCCACGCCCUCCUCGUUCGCGCCCUUGCAGCGACCAGUUCUUGCGUCUACUCUUCGCCACACCGAGGUCCAUCCAUCUACCAAACCACCCUGCUCUCCUUGCAAGAUCCGACUCCGGCCAAGAGAUUCGCUUCUUGCGCCAAGAUCCUGACCUGAGCAGAUAGCAAGAGACGAGGGAAGGGGGCGGAAUCAUUCGAAGCGAGGGCAUGGUGGCGGUCGCGGCUGGGAGGCGGCCCGUGCUCAGCCGCCGGAGGUCCGGCUGCGGUGCGGGCCAGCAGCAGCUGCAGCACCCGCAGGCGCAGCAACAGCGGAUGCUGGCGGUCGCCGUCGCCGCGCGCGUCGCCGCCGCGAAGCCCGCGGCCACGGAGGCCGCUUUGUAUGGCGGCGGCGGCGGCGACGGGUGCUGCGUCGAUUUUCUCGUUUGCCUGCUCCGGGGGCUCGGCGUGACCCCCGCAAGCGCGGGGCCUGCGCAGUUCAAGUGGGCCGCUCGACCGCUGCGGCGGAAGCGGAACGGGGGUUCCUCGCCAAGCGGCGCCUCCGCCGAGGAAAGGCGUCCCGGGCUUAUUAGGGACGCGCCCGGACGCAUCGCCGGCAACGGCGCCUGCGCUAGCGCCUCACUUUACACGAUGCAGGGCAAGAAGGGGGUCAACCAGGACGCCAUGGUUGUCGUGGAGAAUUUUGGUUCAAAAGAUGGUACCAUCUUUUGUGGUGUUUUUGAUGGCCAUGGACCACAAGGCCAUUUGGUUUCCAAGAUGGUCAGAGAUCUUCUCCCUGUGAAGUUGAGUGCAAAUAUAGCCAGGGAUGAAUACAAAGAGUUGUCAAAUAACACUGUCACAAAUGGGACAACUGAAGGAGAUGCUGUGCAAACUGUGGUUGAAGAUACCGAUGCUACCCUUGGAGCUUUAGAGAAUGGAGGGUACCCAGAAAUCUUCACAGCAUUGAGAACUUCAUUCUUGAGGGCAUUUUAUGUAAUGGACAGGGAUUUGAAGUCACAUAAAAAUAUUGAUUGUCUGUUCAGUGGAACCACAGCAGUCACAUUGAUCAAGCAGGGGCAGGAUCUUAUAAUCGGCAACUUGGGGGACUCUAGAGCUAUAUUGGCCACUAAAGAUGAGGAUAAUCACCUUUUUGCUCUUCAACUGACAGUCGAUCUCAAACCAAGCAUCCCAAGUGAAGCAGCACGGAUCAGGGAACGGAAGGGCAGAGUAUUUUCUCUCCCAAACGAGCCAGAUGUUACUCGUGUUUGGCUUCCGAAGUACAACUCCCCAGGGUUGGCCAUGGCAAGAGCGUUUGGAGACUUUUGUCUAAAGAGUUAUGGUGUAAUUUCUGUUCCUGAUGUUUCGUACCAUCACAUCACAGAAAAGGAUGAGUUCGUUGUGUUGGCGACUGAUGGGGUGUGGGAUGUACUUUCAAACGAUGACGUCAUUAAGAUUGUCAGUGAAUCCACUUCAGAGGCCUCAGCAGCAAGGCUUCUUGUCCAAACGGCUCACCGUACGUGGAGAACACGGUUUCCCACAGCAAAAGUUGAUGACUGCGCCGCUGUCUGUCUAUUCUUGAAAACAGAUUUGACAAAUAAAUCGUCCGAUUCAGGAACCAAAGAUUUCGCAACUAAUGUGGAACUGGACGGUGGUAAGCAUUUCUCGACUGUCAAAUCAAGCACUGUGGUUCCUACAGAUCUUGCUACCGCAUUCGUAACAGGUAAUGAGUGGCCUGUCCUUAGCGGCGACCCAAUGCCUGCCACUCCGACAAAUUUGCUGACGCCUACUUCAGCUGCAAACCAAAGCAUGAAAGGUUGAACUUGCCUGCCAGCUGAGAUGCUCAGUUAGUUCAAGAGCUGUGUGACUUUGUUUUGCUUACACUGGCCAAUGUUGAUGGGAAGCCAGUGCGAGUUCUACUCGCAAGUGGGUGUAAGCCUCGAUUUUGUUCUUUUGUAAAGUAAAAGGUCAGUUAUAGGUUGUGAUUGGUUAUAUUUGUUCUUUGUCCAUAUAAUAAUGACCCGUCCUCGUUGACGGCAUUGCUAGAUUCA
Molecule: messenger RNA, 2280 nt
Organism: Triticum urartu
Lineage: Eukaryota; Viridiplantae; Streptophyta; Magnoliopsida; Poales; Poaceae
Product: putative protein phosphatase 2C 38
Biological process (GO): protein dephosphorylation
Molecular function (GO): protein serine/threonine phosphatase activity
Source: RefSeq, a predicted model, not a curated record